Molecule: messenger RNA, 533 nt
Organism: Hydra vulgaris (swiftwater hydra)
Lineage: Eukaryota; Metazoa; Cnidaria; Hydrozoa; Anthoathecata; Hydridae
Product: glutamine--fructose-6-phosphate aminotransferase [isomerizing] 2-like
Biological process (GO): UDP-N-acetylglucosamine metabolic process; protein N-linked glycosylation; fructose 6-phosphate metabolic process
Molecular function (GO): carbohydrate derivative binding; L-glutamine:D-fructose-6-phosphate transaminase (isomerizing) activity
Source: RefSeq, a predicted model, not a curated record
CUGAUAGUAUUGUUAUUUUAUAGACCUUAUUACAAAUGUUUUUAAAAGUUAUUGUUAUUUUAAUAAUGACCUGAAUUAACACAUGUAGGAAGGAGCAUAUGCUCUUGUCUUUAAAAGCACGCAUGAACAAUAAAACUUAUUUAACAAGAGAUGUGCAAACAUUACAACUAGAGAUCCAAGAAAUAAUAAAAGGUAGUUAUUCAUCUUUUAUGCAAAAGGAAAUAAUGGAACAACCAGAAAGUGUUUACAACACAAUGAGAGGAAGAGUAAACUUCCAAAAUAACACUGUUUUACUUGGUGGAUUGGUAUCACACAUUGAUUACAUUAAAAGAUGCAGACGACUCAUAUUUAUUGCAUGUGGAACAAGUUAUCAUAGUGCUGUUGCUACUCGUCAGUUGAUGGAGGAGUUAACAGAACUUCCAGUUAUGGUUGAGCUAGCUAGCGAUUUCUUAGAUCGAAAUACUCCAAUAUUUCGGGACGAUGUCUGCUUUUUCAUAAGUCAGUCAGGUAAAUAUUAAAAAAACUGUGUUUUA